Messenger RNA from Botrytis byssoidea, 1491 nucleotides. RefSeq lists its product as uncharacterized. Gene Ontology annotation, biological process: sphingosine biosynthetic process. Bases 1 to 1491 code for a protein of 496 amino acids. The transcript is spliced from 2 exons. NCBI's taxonomy places the organism in Eukaryota, Fungi, Ascomycota, Leotiomycetes, Helotiales, Sclerotiniaceae. The record is from RefSeq and is a predicted model, not a curated record. Gene Ontology annotation, cellular component: cytoplasm; intracellular membrane-bounded organelle; membrane.
AUGGCAAACUCUAUCCCUUCCUCUAGCUCUGACGCUGCAUAUAGUUCCGACAAUGAUACCGAAGUUACGGAUAGCAGUGCUACUACUUAUGCUUAUCUCGCCGAUGACCCUGUGCAUUUCUCUUAUCGGGAUGGUGACCUUACAUGGUCCGGAGCUGUAGGAAUUGAUGGCGGCAUAUCUGGUGGAAAAAUCAAAGGAGAAGAUGUGAUCUGCGUUACUGAGAACGAGGGACCCAAUGGUACUCUGGGCUAUACAAUCUUCAGUCUGCUUCCAACAGAAGGGGGGACUAAAAAACUUCCAUUCGAGUUGAAGACAACAUCUGCCACCAACCUUCCCCAAGAAUGUCUCGAAAGUUAUUUGAUUAGAAGUUUGCCGACAUAUCUUCGUUCCGCAGAAACGCAGAUAUACGUUUUGAUCUCAACGUUGUCUGGGACAGGACUGGCGCCAGACUUUUACGACGCUGUGUUGCACCAGGUUCUCGGAUCUAUCGGAUUGCCGGAAGGAAGCUACACCUUGAUCAGAACAGAUAAUGCAGAUUCCGUAAAGGACUUUGCAAGCUCAACAUUGCUGGAGGGCGCAAAUAAGGGUAAAAAGCAAUCGAUAUUAAUGUUAAGUGGUGAUGGUGGGAUGGUGGAUACAAUAAAUGGAUUGCUUGAGAGAGGAGAAAAAUCAAGGUCGUAUGUAAACCCGACAUUAUCUCAACUUCCUCUUGGGACAGGAAAUGCUCUCUUCCAUUCUUUACAUCGACCUUCUCCGAUCCCGUCAAUAUACAUACAGGGUCUCCGGACUUUACUUCAUGGUACCCCUUUACCGCUUCCAAUAUUCAGUGUGAAAUUCUCUUCUGGGGCACGAACUAUUACGAACGAAGGCCAAACAGAGACACCACUCACAAACAAUAUCGUCUACGGGGCAGUUGUCGCCAGUUAUGGCCUCCACGCAACUCUAGUUGCCGACAGCGACACAGUCGAGUAUAGAAAACAUGGAGACCAGAGGUUUCAUCUGGUAGCUAAUGAUUUAUUGUUUCCAAAAGAUUGGACUCUACCACACGCUUAUAAAGCUUCUGUCACAUUGACUAGAUCCGAUGGUACAGAAGAAGUCAUACAAAGGAAAGAACAUGGAUAUGUUCUCUCAGUACUUGUAUCCAACCUUGAGCGAACUUUUACAAUAUCUCCUGAAAGUAAGCCCUUGGAUGGCCAAUUACGGGUCAUACACUUCGGAGCUGCAACUGGUAAGCAAACAAUGAAGGUUAUGGAAGAGGCAUACAAAGAUGGAAAUCAUAUUGGUAUGCAAUGGGAUGAAGAUGGCCAGAAGGGGGAGGUUGGAUACGAAAGUAUCGAGAAGCUAAGGAUAAAUUUUGAGGAGUCUGGAGAUAGUUUCAAAUGGAGACGAUGUUGUGUAGACGGUUUGAUUGUGGGUGUUGAAGAGGGAGGUUGGAUGGAAGUCGAAAGGUUGAAAGGCGAAGGGACAGUCGAUGUUGUGGUUGAUUUGUGA